AUGGUGGUAGCAAAGGUGAUGAAUGCCGGGUAUUACUGGCCCGGAAUGCACCUAGACGCAGUAAAAGCUUUGAGAAAAUGCAGUGGGUGCCAGAGACAUGCUCCCAAGAUGAUGCGCCCCAAGAAUGAAUUAGUGCCCGUCACAACGACGUGGCCUUUUCAACAAUGGGGAAUAGAUAUGGUUGGCCCUUUUCCUGAAGCCCCAGGGGCAGUGAAAUUCAUCAUAGUCGUGAUAAUCUGCAGAUUUGGGCUACCCCUGCGAAUCAUCACCGAUAACGGGACGAAUUUUGCCGCAGAAGAUCUCCAACGAUGGUUCAAGGAGCUACACAUAGAGCAUACCUUCUCCUCGGUUGCACACCCGCAUGGGAAUGGUCAAGUCGAAGCCGUUAACAAAAGCAUCGUAGACAGAAUUAAAUCACGAUGGGAGAAAAAAGGAGAGGCUGGGUUGACGAAUUGCCCAGCAUACUAUGGGCCCAUAGGACGAUGCCCAAAACAAGCAACUGAGAGACACCGUUCAGCUUAG
This is a messenger RNA of Helianthus annuus (common sunflower), 522 nucleotides long. RefSeq lists its product as uncharacterized. The transcript is spliced from 2 exons. Lineage: Eukaryota; Viridiplantae; Streptophyta; Magnoliopsida; Asterales; Asteraceae. The coding region runs from base 1 to 522 and encodes 173 amino acids. Gene Ontology annotation, biological process: DNA integration. Gene Ontology annotation, molecular function: nucleic acid binding. The record is from RefSeq and is a predicted model, not a curated record.